UUCAGUCCAAAGUGUUUGAUCGCAAGUAUUUUUUUGAGUUCACAUUAUAGUGGUACCUUUGGCCGUAUAUUUUGGUGCACGAGGCUUUGAAUGUAUCUGUUUGAUUUUUGUUUUGGAGGGAGACUGGAUGCAAAAUUGUUUGGGAGGGUGACGUAGGCUACGUACACUGUACAUGUAAACUGAAGGAGCGUACGCUUUACGCGGCACGGCCCAUUGUAUGUCAUCGGUAUGGUAUUCUUGGCACGACUAGUUUUAGGAUCACACGAUCAGGAAAACCUAUCCGUCAUGUCUGUAUGCACGGAGCAGUGAUAAUGGAAAGAAUUCCAUAUACGAAGUUCACUUUUUAGGAGAAAUUUUUGCUCCAGGACAGAUUUAAAAAGGGGCGACAUUUAUUUUUGGGGGAUAGAGAUGUGAAAGGGGGUUCAGUAACUUAGGGGGACAGAUUUAAAAAGAAGGGGCCCCACGCAAUAAAACGGCAAAAAAGUGAGUCCUUUUGCCGUUCUUUUUUUCCCUUCGUAUAUGGAAUUCUUCCCGUGUUAUUUGGCCGAGGGAAACGACAUGACAGUGCAUGACAAUCGGCUGCUCCGUGGACUCUACCUUACUAAGGUCCUUAGAGGAAGUGUCAAUGACUUUUGACCAAUCCUUGGCUCAAGCUUUAGCUUACUUUUACAUGGGACAUUCCUAUUAUGAGAGAGACUGUCCUUCAACUAAGAGAAACGAAACGGAGAUUUGUGAUUGAGCAUUGAACAGAGGAAGAACAAGGUUCUAAACUGCUGUGAUCGAUUUGGAAGAAACUGUCAAAUUAACCCCCAAAUCUGAGAAUGUUGCGGGUACAAAACAUGGACGAUAUAGAUGAUCCGAUGGCGAGAGCAUCCCCAUUGCAGAAUGGGUUUGACACAGGGCCCAACGUGGGGAGGGGCCGCGGAGGGAUAUCUCAGCCAGUGGGCGCAUUUGACAUGUCCAUGGAUGACGACUUUAUGGAUCCAAUUAGCGGGAGUAUAGAGGCGCCUGUUGGCAGCAGGAGUGUCCAGCCUCAGAUGCGGUCGUCACCGGGGAUGCCCCACCAGCAGGAGCAGAGACUGCCGCCCGGUCCACAGUACGGCCAACAACACAGCCAGACACUGCCACCUUCAUCAGCUGGCUAUUACAAUCCGCCAAGUGAACCUACAUAUGAAUGGCAUCGUGGAAAUGUCCAGCUUGAAAAGAGGCCAAACUGUGGUUUUGGUCUGGCCGUCAUUGGCGGCAUCGACAAACCCACAGCAACUGGAGAAACCUCCAUCAUAGUGUCGGACAUCCUGCCCAAUGGCCCUGCCGAUGGCAAACUAAAGAAAAAUGACAGAGUACUGAGGGUCAAUGGAAUCAACAUGGAGAACGUGGACCAUGGUGUGGCAGUGGGAGCAUUACGGAGUGCUGGCAGCUAUGUGGACAUUGACUUUCGACGGAGGGUGCAGACCUUCCAGCCCAUUUCCAAAGCACAGACCCUGCCAGCCUACGCCCAGCCCAGCUUCACCCAGCCGGACUACGGCACGCCGGGCGGCCAGUCGGCCGCCUCCACCAGCCAGUCCUACUACACGCCCCCAACCACCCACCGCUCCCGAUCCCAGCCGCCGGGCCCACGUUCGGGCUCGCAGCUCUCCCUGACGUCCUCGCAGAAUGGCCGCGCCCGGGAGACGGUGGUCCUGAGCAAGACCCGCAACGAGGGCUUUGGCAUGCAGCUGGGAUGGAAGUUGUAUGUGCAGGGGCUGAGCGAGUACGGAGUGGCAUCCAACCAGGGGCUGCACAAAGGGGACACCAUCGUGAAGAUAAAUAACUACCCGGUGGAAACCCUGAGUUUGGCCGACGCCAAGCGCAUCAUCCAGACCUCCGGAAACACACUGAACCUGGAGAUCAUCCGGGAGCCCCAGACCCCGACCUUCUCCACGCCCAACUACAUCUCACGCAGUUCGGAUCGCCUGGACCGCCUGUCCAUCGGCCAGGGUGGCGAGGGGGGAGGCUACAUCCAGCAGCAGCAGCAGCAGGUCCAACAGAGUCAGCCCCAGCAGCAACAGGAAGGGUGGGAGCUGCCGCCCAUGCUCCGGAAUGAGGCACCCAGCUACGACCAGGAUGAUGGUGACCCCUUGGGAGGUGCCCUGCCCCCACGACCGCCUCUCCCAGCUGCGGAGCGUCGAGGAGAGAAAUUUGAGCUGCCACCACCCAGGCCCCCAAGCCCGGGCAAGCAGGAAUUCAUGGGCAUAUCAGAUGAGGUGGUGGAAGGGGAGGACCGGCUGAUCUCCUUCCGUAAGGGGAAGAGCGUGGGGCUCCAGAUCAUUGGCGGCAACGACUCUGGCGUGUACGUUGCACGCAUUCAGCCCAACAGCAAUGCCUCUAUGGCCACCGGUCCUAACGGGGACAGGAUUCGCGUCGGUGACCGCAUUGUGGAUGUGAAUGGAAUCAACCUCUUGGGCAAAACCAAAGAGGAGGUGAUUCUACUUCUGCUUGGUGUCCAUGGCGAUGUGCACCUUGUUCUCCGAAUGAGCUCAGCUUACAAGCACGUGCUGCACGGAGGCAUCGGGGAUCGGUUCUUCGUCCGUGUCCACUUCAACUACACCCCGCUGUCCCCUGGCGAGAUGGGCUUCACCAAGGGGAACGUUUUCCGUGUGCUGGACACCAUGCCGGAGGGGGUGGUGGGCCAGUGGUAUGUGCUGCGGCUUGACCGUACCAAUGUGGCCCUGGAGAGAGGGAUCAUUCCCAACGAGAGCAGAGCUAGCCAGUUAAAUGCCGCUGCUAAGGUUGAGGAAGCCAACGCCCUGAAGCCGGCCACCUACGAGGGCCGUAAGGCCAAGUUUAAGCGGCUGGGCAUGCGGGCCAGCAUGCGAACCAAGACCCUCAUCAAGGACGAGUGGGACGAGAUCAUCUUUGGUGGCAGUGUGUUGAAGUUCCCUGGUUACGAGCGUGUAAUCUUGAGAGAAGUUGGUUUCACUCGUCCUGUGGUUAUCUUUGGAGCUGUCGCUGAUCUGGUCCGGGACAGAUUGCUGCAAGAAAUGCCUGAUAAAUUUGAGUCUCCUCUGAUGAGCCACACUCUGGACAGCAAGCCAGGUGAACCUAUGCACAUGAACCCCCAGCGGUCCAUAAAGCUGCAUGCUAUCAAAGACAUCAUGGACAAGGGCAAGCACUGUUUGCUGGACAUCACCCCGAAUGCCGUGGAGCAGCUGAACUACGCCCAGUGCUACCCCAUCGUCAUCUUCCUCAAUGCCGAGAGCCGCGCCCAUGUCAAGGAGAUUCGAGGCCAGUUCAUCGGAGAGGGCCGGGAGAACAAGGGUUCACGCAAGUACUACCAGACCGCCAAGAAGAUGCGGAAACACUACUCCCAUGUAUUCACAGCCAUGAUUCCAGUCAAUCCGGAUAGUAUGUGGUACAGCCAGAUCAAGGAGGCAGUUCACAUCCAACAGAACCGUAAAAUCUGGGUGUCUGAGGCCAAGCUUGGCGAGGACCUCGAUGUGGACACUACACUGAAUGUGAUUGGUCAGUUGACGCUGCCUCCAGACUACGAGAGUGAUGCCGAGUCAGUCCUCACCAGUGACUCACGGUCCAUGUUUAAUGACAGCACGGUGGAGUCCGAUAUUGAGCCAGUGUCACCAACUGACACCGCCAAGGACGACAGUUUCAACUUCACAGAAGAAGCCUUCGAGAAGAAAGAGGAAUUACCAGUGUCAGCUGUUGUUCCUCCUGAACCACGCUACUCCUCAGAUGAAGAAAUCGAAAAGCCGGUCAUCCGCAGCAGCCGGCCUCGCCACAAGAAGAGAUCAGACAAGCAGCGCUCAGAGCCCAGACCUCCCAGCAAGGAACGCGGGCUCCUAGGCCGGUUCCCGUCCCUCAGCCGCUCUGAGUCCCGCGGCCGCCACUCGGAGAUCGAGGACCUGGACGACGAGGACCUGGACGACAGCACCAAUGCCAACAAGUACAACGUAGACUCCCGCAAGCGGUAUGCGGACCGCCUGGAGGCGGCCUUCACCCCAACCGAACGCCCCUCCCGACGUGAGCACAUGAAGCGGCGGGAGGUGCUGGAGAAGGAGAAGCUGGCCAAGGAGGAGGAGGCUGUCAAGCGUGCAGAGAGGAUCAACGCUGCGGCCUCUCAGCCGGGCACCCACUCUGCUCCCCCUCCCGAGUCGGUCACCCCUGCCCCACCCCAGCAGGUCACCCGUGCUACCCCGUCCCUGCCAGGUGCUGUCAAACUCCCCCAGCUGGACCAGCCCCAAACAAGAGGCCAGCGCCCUGUGCCAGCACCAAAGCCGACCCUCAGCCGGCCCACCACAGUCCCUCCUGCAGCACCAGACAGCAAACCUCAGCUCAAGCCCAGAGAACCCCCCAAAGAGACCACAUUUGGGCUGAAAGAGACUACGUUUGGAGUGGACGAUGUGAUCGAGACCAGCCCCGCAGUGACUCCCAGCAUCAAGGAGACCACGUUUGAUGGCCCACAAGGGCUCCAGUGGGCCGUGGAAUUUGAUGCGCCUAACCUGAUGGAGGAGCCCCAUCUCUUGGAGGCGCCCCCCAUCCCUCCCAAGCCAGCCAUAACUGAGCCGGUCUACGCCUCAGUGAAAAAGGAUCGCCCCCAGCGUAGCUCAGACACCUCGGAGCCCUCCACUAGUAGCCUGGACCCCCCUCAGAGAUACGAACCUCCACGAAGUCCGGACUCCACCGAGACUGGAGACUGGAAGAGGCCAGAGCCCCCUCAGCCAAUUAAUGGACUGUCAUCCUUGGACGAGCCACCGAAGUCUUGGCGCGUUGAGCCAGAGAUUGAACAGCGCCCCCUGGAGAUCCAAGAAAGUGCCCCGCCUACUUGGAAGGUGGAAUCACCCUAUGAGCUGGUGGACGAGAGCCGAGACCGGCCCCGGUAUGACGAGAGGCCCCAGUAUGACGAGAGGCCUCAAUAUGAUGAGAGACGCCAGCAGGAGAAGCCCCAGUUUGAGGAAAAGGUCCAGUUUGAGGAAAGGCCCCAGUUUGAGGAGAGGCCCCAGUUUGAGGAGAGGCCACAGAUCACCCAGCCAGAGCCCAAGAUGGUCAGCGUCCGCUCCACUUUCGUGGAGACAUCUGUGCAGCGCGUUGACCGCCUCGAGGACUGGGACCGCCCUGCCCUGGGCAGGGAUUCGCCCUCUAUCACGGCCCAGGCACAGAGCAUGGACUACUCAGAGCCACCCUCCACUACCGACUACCGCAAACAGAUGCAGAGCGCCUUCAGCAAGCUGCAGAAGGUCCGGGAGAGCCCCCGCCCCUGGGAGCGUGAGCGACCCAUUGGGAGGAGCAGCCCCAGUGUUGAAGCCAGCAUCCAGCCCAACCAACAGGAAUACCAGCAGGCGGCCCCAAGCCGCGAGCCCCCCAAUGGCCUGUCGGACUCGGCCCCAUCUUCAGACGCAGACAAGUAUGGCCAUAUCCCCGAUGGGAAGCCAGCGGACCCGGAACCCAAGAAGCCGCCGUAUGACCGCCAGUCCUACAAAGAGUACCGUGAGGCCUUCUUUAAGAGGUCCAAGUCCCCAGGCAGGCAGUAUCAAGAUAACCUCUAUGCUCCCAAGGGAUGGGCCAGCAGGAAGAAAGAGAAGAACAACAACCCAGCCUCAUUCUGGUCAAUUCCUAUUAGUGAGGAGAGCCUGAAGGCCGACGAGGGGCAUGAAGUCUUGGACACUGCCCGGGGCUUCUUUGACCACAACAGCGGCGUCCUGUCAUCAGUCAGCACAGGCGUCAGCAUCGUCAUCCCCAAGGGGGCAUUACCGGAGGGCGUCCGGCAAGAGAUCUUCUUCAAGGUGUGCCGUGACACCAACAUGCUGCCGCCGCUGGACAAGGAUAAAGGUGAGGACCUUCGCCCUGUUACUACAGAUAAACCUCAUGGUAUUGAGGCUGCCAUCUAUUUAGGCGAGACCCUCUUGAGUCCUGUGGUCAUCUGCAAGCCCCACGGCCUGAAGUUCCUCAACCCUGUUGAGCUGCGACUGCCCCACUGUGCUUCCAUGACGCCUGACGGCUGGUCCUUCAAUCUCAAGUCCAGCGACGCCGGCUCUGGAAAUGUCCCAACCCAGUGGGAGAACAUGGUCAUACCGGGCAACGAAGAGAGCAAAUGCCAGGUCAAUGCUAACAGCGUCUCUAUCUUAGUGGAUCACUUCUAGACUUGUUAGUUCAUAUCUCCAAUGCAGUCCCAGCAAAGUGUUCAGAACAAUUUUUUGGUUGUCACCUAAAAAAAAAAAAAGACAACUAAGGAGUGAUAUAUGGGUAGUGGUAAACUGGUUUUGGUCAUACAUGCAGUGUUUACAUUCAUGAUUCAACAUUCCUGCCAACGUAUCCCAGGUUCAUUUUCAUGUGCAUCCAUCAAGGAGUUGUAUUUGCGCAUGUUUGGCCUGCAUGCUUCACUUACGCUCAUGGGUGAACUAGGUGUUUAUUCCUGUAGAAAAUGGGUUCACCCAACUCCAGUGUAGACCUUGUUUGGUUUGAUGUAAGCUUCUUUGAUACAGCACAAGAACUGCACAGCCUAAUCAAAUUAGGUAGGCCAAGUUGGAGGCACAUUUCACUUGUCUAUAUGCACUGUUCUGGUGGUCAUUGGUUUGUACAUGCCAAGUUAGUUGGUACCUAAGAUGGGUGGAUGCUUAGUUUUACAGUGAUAAUGCAUUGAGGGCACUCGGUUUCAGCCAUGCCCUGCAGUUUUAGCAUUUAGUCGUAUGCUGCAUACCAAAGAAGUGCCCCAACACUGCUGGUAAUGUUUGGUAAUUUCACCACAGGGGAUACCAUUGUUGCUACGCAACUCCAGCUUGCCGUGGGUGGUUAGAUGCCAGCUCAGCAAGACAUAGAUAUUCACAUUCAAAAUGUUUGCAAGUGUUUAGAUAGCAAGUUAAGACAGAGAAUGAAUUCUGAACCAGGUGUUUGUUUUUCUAAAAUAAUUUUUUUUUAAAUUUAAAGAAGAUGAAAUUGACCUCGCGAAGGCUUUGAAUUUGAAAGUUUAUCACUUGGGACCAAGUCGGCAAUAGAACGUGACUGAAAACCGCCAUGUUACAUUGACCUUUUCCCUUCCAAUUCUCUGCUCUGUUCUAAUCUCUUUGUUUGACCCUAGUUAUGACUGUUUGUUCAAGUAUCAUUUGUAUAUAUAAGUGUAGAUCUAAAUCUGGGAAGUACAGUGCACUAAGUUCCAUUCCUCAUUUUUUAAAUCAUUCCUAAACCAUUCAGUGAUCUGAAUUUAAAGAAAUGCAUGGGACGUACCAAUACACAAAUUCAUCAUAACAGCAUUGAGAUGUUAUAGGUGGCUGAAAAGUCCAGUAGUCUAUCAGUGUGGAAAAAAAGCCAAUGAAACAAUGUCAAAAUAAGCUCCAGUAAUCCCAUUUUAUUUCCCCCAACAAAUUGUGAACCAGCCUGUUACAAUUAAGUUUGUAAUGCUUAUGUUAAAACAGUAGGUUUUGUUAUUCACAAAGUAAUGUAUUCAUUUCAAGGCACACGCAUUCCAUCAUGCAGUGUUUUGUCCGUGUAGUGUCCUAAGGUACUUUGUAUUAAAUGCCAAAGCAGUCAGUAUAAUGUAGUGUCUGUAUAUUAAUGAGUGGCAGAUAUCCCUGAAGGUAGCGUUAAGUUUUACAUUUGAUAUUCAUUGUGGAAAUAAGGUUUUUUGUUCUUUUUUUGUUUUGGUUUUAUUUUAUUUUUAUACAUUUGAUGCAUGUAUAUAAUCCUUGUAGCUGUAGAAUUUCCGUGGAAAGUGAUUGGUUGGAAAAGAAAUUAAUGAUAUAGUGUGUAACUAACGUUAAUUGGAUGACUUUUGUAUGAUAUUCUAACAUCUAGGUGGACACUUUCGACACUGAAAAAUCUAUUUUGUUAACAAGCGAUAUAAGUGUGAAAAUUUUUUAUACAUGUUUUAAGGACAUUGGGGGAUUUAUUUUUAAAUGGAUUUUUUUUAGCUGCGGUUGCUCAGUCUCAUAUAUUGGUAGUCCGCUUGUCUCCAGUUUGUAUUAUGUUGUAGCAGGUUUAUGUAUAUGUAGAAUACACAAGAAACAGAGCAAAGACUAGAUGUACUAGACACAACUAUCCAGCAGCACAUCUUGUAUAGUACUUGCCGUGGUUGGCCAAAUAUUGCACACACAUAGAACAGGAUGAGCAAGUUUGCACAAGAACUGUACUUUGACUUGGUCGGACUUGUCUUAACCAACCAUUGUCGAUCUGCCGUCGAUGGGGGGACCAGUCUAGUGGGAAGUGUGUUUGUAGAAUCUGCCCUCUCCAGACUUUGCAACAUCUUAAUCAAAUGACAGGUUGAGUUUAAAUGAAAUAUUACUGAAGCAUGAGAGUUUUCAUUUUUACUGUCCAGGUGCCGACCAGGAAAGAGUUGUUUUCAAGCUAGCUCCAUAUGUUAAUGUUCUUUAACAUUGUCACUAAUGUCCAAUACCUUUGCAGUCCUAGCAAGUUUCCUUGAGAGGGCAUUAUGAUUGUUAAAAUCCCAUUUGGGGAAGUGGAGAUAAGUUUUUGCAGGAGUUUUUGUGUCCGUUCACUUUUUAAGUGGGAUUUUUAAGUGUGUGUCUUACAUUUUCUCUGAACAUUUUUAGGCAUUCCCCUGUAUAAUUUUGGCCCACCAUCUUUCAUUAUCAGGAUGUGUCUGAAAUGGACAUUGUUUGCCAUGUGUGGCUUGCUGACAGUCAAAACAAGAUACCGAGUCACUGUCUGAUGUCAACGGUGGCAGACAGCAAGGGCUUGUGGUAAAUGCAAUGUCGAGUAUAAAGGGAGGUAAUGCCAUGGAAAAACAGAUGAACAAGUGCAUCCCAAAUCACAGUAGUGCCUUGUAGAGAUUAUUCAGUUUUAUCCCCCCCCCUUUUAAGGUUAGAAAAGGGUCCCAUUGGUGUCAUUUGAAGGUUUCGUGGGGACUUCGAGUAUAACAUACAUAGCUGAAUAAUAGCCGUGCCCGAAAUGGGAUUCACAAGAGCUACAGCUAGGCCUGUUGUUAGCGCGUCUCCGCAUAUUCUCAAUGGAGUGAAGACCUAGAUCUAGCUCUAGACAACAGACUUGGAUGCAGCCCAUGACUAGCAUUUCAGAAUGUGGAUAUUCAAAUGAUAUAAUGGAUAUUCAAAUAAUAUGCUAAUCUUUCUUUUGAUUUGUAGAUUUUUAAAAUGUUAAUCCCUAUUUAAGUAUUGUGUAUCCUGACAUUGUUUUGGAUGAUUUUACUCAGAUAUGCUAAACUUGAGAUUGUAUUUUUAGUAGCUGUAUAUAUUCCUUACUGACUUUUUAAAAAAAAAGAUCAUUGUAGGUAUUGAGUUGAUCUUGUUCGGGAAGCCAUUCUUUAAGAUCUGUAAAUGUACUUUGUUUUUGCAUAUGGUCAUCAAACAUAUUUUUCUUUCCAUCGGAAAAUAACAGUUUUAACCAUACAAAUUUACAAAAUUACACGUAUGAAUUAGCAGUGGAAACAUGAUAUUUUGUUGGGUUUUCAUUUUUUUCUUUUAACAUUUGGGAUCUGUGGAGAAUUUUGUUAUCAACAGCACAUUGACGUAGAAGAGUUAAUUGUUAGCUAGUGAAUCAUCAGUAAAGGCACCACUCAAAUACUUGAGUGACCACGUUCAUGUUAACUGAUCGAUCACUCACUCAGCUAACAAUAUCCAGUCAGCACUUGAUCUUCAGUUUGAGAACAGGUGCUUUGCAGGAGUGAGUUAAGUGAACAAAUGUUGUGAAGAUUCAUAAGAACCCGAGUUUGCUGAAACUGAUCACUAUUCUACGCCGUCAUUAUUCCAACAGAUUGUCAACAGCAGUUUACUUGACGUAGGUUUUGUCAUUUCAUUUACUUUCUUUUCCUUUGUCAUUUUACUCAUGAAAGUUGUACAUAAACAUUGCAACCAAUGUAGUGGCUAAGUUCAGUUUGGAUCUAAUAUACUCGUUAUGCAUUAUGAAGCAUGUGAUGUUCAUUUAAAAAAAAAAGGAUUUUGUAAGUCAUUUCAACUGUUCGAUUAUUGGACACCAAACUGGGCCAAGGGUCUAUGAUUACCAGCUUGUAACUUUAGAGACCAGUACCAAAUGUUUGAUAUUAAACCAUUUAAAAGAGAGGAAGAGUAAA
Molecule: messenger RNA, 10027 nt
Organism: Acanthaster planci (crown-of-thorns starfish)
Lineage: Eukaryota; Metazoa; Echinodermata; Asteroidea; Valvatida; Acanthasteridae
Product: tight junction protein 1-like
Biological process (GO): cell-cell junction organization; cell-cell adhesion; protein localization to cell-cell junction
Cellular component (GO): plasma membrane; bicellular tight junction
Molecular function (GO): cell adhesion molecule binding
Source: RefSeq, a predicted model, not a curated record